Molecule: messenger RNA, 1086 nt
Organism: Cherax quadricarinatus
Lineage: Eukaryota; Metazoa; Arthropoda; Malacostraca; Decapoda; Parastacidae
Source: RefSeq, a predicted model, not a curated record
AUGGCUAAGAACUCUAAAAAUGUGGAUAUUCAACAGCCUUUAGAAAUGUCCGAUGAAUUAGGUUUGAACUUCCUGUUUAGUGAAGCAAUUCAGUCGAGACUCACAGGUGACAAAGUUUUACCAGUCCGUGCGGACCUAGCUAGAAAAUGUAAUAAAGAAGAAUUUCUUAUAGCUCUAAAGGACGAUAAAAGUUUAACCAAUAAGGAUAAAGAAGAACAGCCAACGAGAACACUCCUGCUCGUCUCUGAUGAGCAGGAUCCAGAGACUGAGAAUGGAGAAGCAGAUAUUCCUUCCUUUUUGAAUUCUUUACUACAGACACCCGAGGCCGAAACUACGACGCUAACAACCCCUACUGGAGACGACGGACAUGACCUUCCCGAUACUCGGAAACGCUACGCUGCUACAACGACCCCAAUUCCAUCUCCAAGGACUAUAUGGGGAACAGAACUCCAUCAGGCUAAAGAAACGGUUCCAGGUAAACCCUUUACAGAUGUUUUUGAAACAGAACAAGAGGAAGUCCUAUUGGAUGAUGAACACGUUCCACCUCAAAUCUCUUUAGCCCUUUUGACUACUAUUCAAUCUAAGGAGAAUUUCGAACGUCUAGAACGUAUUUUAUCGCUUCAAACCUCCUUUGUAGAAGCCCAGAGAAAAUUGAAAAGGGAGAAUUUUGAACGUGAAUCUUUGCUUUAUGAACGGGAAGUACUGAGGAAGAAAAGAGAAUCGAGUAAUAUGUAUACAAUCCCUUCAUUCGACCUUAGUAAAGCAGCCUCUUUGAUGCCUAAAUUUACUGAGGAUAAUUUAGAUUCAUUUUUCGAGGCAUUCGAAAAUCAGGCGAAGGUGAUGCAAUGGCCUCCUAAAUAUUGGGCUGCUUUAAUACAUUCAUCUUUAAUAGGAAAAGCCCAAACCAUAACUGCAAACUUACCUUUUGAACAAUAUUCUGAUUAUACUCAGGUAAAAGAUUGUCUUCUGAAAGCUUACGAUUUAUUACCUGUCAGUUACUUGAAGAUGUUUAGAACUCUGAAGAAAUAUCCUCAGCAGUCUUGGGUGGACUUUGCCAGGGAAAAGCUCUCUGCUUUCGAGCGUUGA